Molecule: messenger RNA, 3611 nt
Organism: Oncorhynchus mykiss (rainbow trout)
Lineage: Eukaryota; Metazoa; Chordata; Actinopteri; Salmoniformes; Salmonidae
Source: RefSeq, a predicted model, not a curated record
CCCAAUCCAGCUGGCGGCGCUAUUGUUCUUUUGUUUGACUAGAACACGGAAAUAGGAUUGGAGAAGACUUUGUUUUGAUUUUGCAUUCCUUGUGUGAAGUAAAGAAAGACAUACUGACUGAACUAAGUUGGGUAACGUUACCCAAUUCCCAUUUCACUGAAAAUGUCUAAACUACAGUUGUUUCGUGUGUUUUUAAAUGAGCGUUUAACGGCGGCUGCUGUGGAGAUUUUCGGUGCAGUUGAGAAAACGGUGGUGGAGUACCAGGAGGAGAAUGAUCGGCUACGGAGAAUGCUGCGGAUCACACCAGAGAUACAACUAUGUCGAAUAGACUUCCUGCAGCUCUCUGUCUCUGAAGAGGAGGUUCCCCCUGAGCAGCAGCACUGUGAGCAGGAGUGGAGCCCCAGUCUGGGACAGAAGGACCCAGAGACCAAACAGAUUAAAGAGGAACAGGAGGAAGUCAGGACCAGUCAGGAGGAAGAGCAGCUUCAAGGGGUGGAGCCUAAUAUCAUAGAGUUCCAAUUUACUCCUUCCUGCGUGAAAAGUGAAUGUGAUCCAGAGGACCCACUUUGGUCCUUAACUCUUCCCCAAACCCAGACUGUGGAGAACAGAGAGAGUGACUCUAAACCAGUGGAUCUCAAACCUUUUGUCACUGUGACCCACAUUAAGGGUCUCAACAUUCCCUGUGACCCUCCAGAUAAUCAAAACAAUGCCUCCAGACACAGUUCAGCUGUAAGCAGCGACACAGUAGGACUUGACUGCAGUCCACCAUUGGAUCCCAGUCCACCAUUGGAUCCCAGUCCACCAUUGGAUCCCAGCCCACCUUUGGAUCCCAGCCCACCAUUAGAUCCCAGCCCAUCAUUGGAUCCCAGCCCACCAUUGGAUCCCAGUCCACCAUUGGAUCCCAGUGCACCAUUGGAUCCCAGUCCACCAUUGGAUCCCAGCCCACCAUUGGAUCCCAGCCCACCAUUGGAUCCCAGUCCACCAUUGGAUCCCAGUCCACCAUUGGAUCCCAGUCCACCAUUGGAUCCCAGUCCACCAUUGGAUCCCAGUCCACCAUUGGAUCCCAGUCCACCAUUGGAUCCCAGUCCACCAUUGGAUCCCAGCCCACCAUUGGAUCCCAGCCCACCAUUGGAUCCCAGCCCACCAUUGGAUCCCAGUCCACCAUUGGAUCCCAGUCCACCAUUGGAUCCCAGUCCACCAUUGGAUCCCAGUCCACCAUUGGAUCCCAGCCCACCAUUGGAUCCCAGCCCACCAUUGGAUCCCAGUCCACCAUUGGUUCCCAGUCCACCAUUGGAGAAACACUGUUCCAAACUCAGCACCACGUCUAUAAAAACUCACCACUGCCGUGACUGUGGUAAAACGUUUGCUCUGAAAGCUGACCUGCAGAGACAUAUGACUCUCACCAGGAAGAGACUCAGUGAAUGCCGCUUCUGCAAGAAACGCUACAACUCCACCUGUAAACUGAAGGCCCAUGUCCGACUCUGCCACGUAGAGAAACUCUGCACCUGUUCCAUUUGUAGCAAGUUCUUUAAACUCAAAAAAGAUCUUUCCAGGCACAUGAGGACUCACGCUGGAGAGAAAUAUUUUAGCUGUGGUGAUUGUGGGAAAGGCUUCAGUCUCAAGAAGACCCUAAACAGACAUAAACUGAUUCACACAGGAGAGAAACAAUUUAGCUGUGGCGACUGUGGGAAAAGCUUCAGUCAGAAGGGGAACCUAAUUGAACAUAUACGGACUCACACAGGAGAGAAACCUUUUAGCUGUGGCGACUGUGGGAAAAGCUUCAGUCGCAAGCACACUCUAACCGAACAUAUACGGACUCACACAGGAGAGAAACCAUUUAGUUGUGGAGACUGUGGGAAAAGAUUCAGACACAAGAAGACCCUAAACAAUCAUACACUGACUCACACAGGAGAGAAACCAUUUAGUUGUGGCGACUGUGGGAAAAGUUUCAGUGUGAAGAGUAAUCUGUUUAUGCAUGUUAAAAACAUCCACAAAGCAAGAAAACUAUUGGGGCAUUCACGUGCACAUCCGAAGUGGAAAACUUCCCAAUAAGGAAGUUGCAAUUCAAAUGCUUUUAUGAUCUAAAUGUUGACGGUGUGUGUGGGGCAAUGGAGAGAAACAAAAUGGUGCAGUUUGAGGCCAUGUGACGGAGAGUGAUGCGGGCCCUGGAGAUGGGAGUGUGCGCAGGUGGGUCUGGGCAGGGGUGAUGUUGUGGAUGUUUGUGUGAUGUUCUGUAUUGUGUGUAAGAAAAAAAACAAGGAAGGAAGUCGCAAGUGUGACAUGAUUGUGUUCUAGUGCUUUUUGAAGUCGGAACAAUUCUUCGACCAUUAAGAUUUUAGCAAGUUAGAUAAGCUAGCCAAUGUUGCUAACAAUACAUUUAGCUAGCUAGCUUGAAGGUGCAGUCUGGGGUCUUGAAGGGAUACUUCGGGAUUUAGGCUUUUAGGAUUUAGGCCUUCAGGGUUUUAUUUUACAAAUUGUAUGUCUCUGCAUCCAGUAUGAAGGAAGUUGGAGGUAGUUUUGCGAGCCAAUGCUAAAUAGUGUUAGCACAAUAACUGGAAGUCUAUAGUAUCUACUAGCAUGCUAGCAGUUGCCAUAAACUUAGUCAUUGCGGUAACACUAGUUAGCAACUUCCUUUAAACUGCAUGCCUAGACAUGAAAAUGGCAUCUAUGAGUUAAUCUGAUUCAGGGGAAGUAGAUAAAGGGCUUCAUUGCCAAAAUCCUUAAGUAUCCCUUUAAGCAUUUACAUGUUUUAAAAAAAAAUCAGAUUGUACAAAUUCUUUGUAACAUCCUAGAAAUUGCAAACAAUUUGUUUCAUAUCAAACGAAAUGGAUGACGUAAUACACAAUUGUGCACACUUUUCGGGGACCCCUUUUUGGUUCAUGAGCACUACUUUUAAAACGACUUUCUGAAAAAAUACAAAAGCUCUGGAGCAUCACUUUAACAUUGCGAAUAUGGUCAAGUUAGCUACAUUAUGUAGCUACAUUAUCCACCUUGACAAGGGUUAAGACAUCAAAGAGAUUCUGCAUCACAGAGGAACAGUUACCAAAGGCUAGGAAGUGGAAUGGACAAAAGAACAGCACCACGAGGAUCUAAAGAUAACCAAGGUGUCAAGAAACAGAUUUGGCGUCAUCUUUUGAUUGAAAAGUUGAGAAGUCAGUGGUGAAGCGUCACAAACUCGGCAACGGGAUAACAACGUCUUCUCAGUUUCCCACGUGUAAUUACGACUUGGAGGGAGGGUCGUUCAAGUGAAUCUUCACAGUCUGAACUCCCAACUCCAAUAAAGCCAACAGCACAUGAAGGCCCAAUUUUGAUCUCGGAAUGGAUAAGAAUUGGGCUGCCCAUGUAAAUAAACACUGCCAAAGUCUGUUGUUGUGUUCAGGUUAUAUUAUAUGUAACUCGGUUGGUAGAGCAUGGUGCUUGCAACGCCAGGGUUGUGGGUUUGAAACCGACGGGGGAGCAGUAGGAGACAUUCUGCAUAAGAGCAUCUGCUAAAUGACUCAAAUGUAAACAGGACUUCCUGGUUGUUUGUUUUGUAAAGUCUCUCAGGUGAUGAGGAUGGUGAGAUUGGUGUUAUUGAUACAUUAAAACAUGUUUAUACUUUUAACAGAAAA